AUGGCUUUGGACAUCUCCAUCCAGCUGACCACAACGGCAGAAUGGCUCUUCGAAACGUACGAGGGAGGAAAUCUCUCCACCGAGAUCGAGUCCAACCUUACCCAAAACACCAGCAAGCCCUCCAACCAGCCCGAUGUUGACAUGAGCGGCAGUGUCUUCCUCCCUUUCAUCUAUUUCGUGGUGUGUGUGGUGGGCCUCAGCGGGAACACGCUGGUCAUCUAUGUGAUCCUCCGCUACGCCAAAAUGAAGACGGUGACCAACAUCUACAUCCUCAACUUGGCCAUAGCGGACGAGCUCUUCAUGGUGGCGCUGCCCUUCUUCGCCACCCAGGCGGCCCUGGCCCACUGGCCCUUUGGCCAGGCUGCCUGCAGGGUGCUCAUGACACUGGACGGCAUCAACCAGUUCACCAGCAUCUUCUGCCUGACCGUGAUGAGCAUUGACCGCUACCUGGCCGUGGUUCACCCCAUCAAGUCCUCCAAGUGGCGCAAGCCGCGCCUGGCCAAGCUGGUGAACGGGGCGGUGUGGUUCAUCUCCCUGCUGGUCAUUCUGCCCAUCAUGAUCUACUCGGCUGUACAGACCCGGAAUGGCAGGAGCAGCUGCACUAUCACCUGGCCCAGCCAGAACCCCUCCUGGUACACAGCCUUUAGCAUCUACACCUUCGCUCUGGGCUUCUUCCUGCCCCUGACCAUCAUCUGCCUCUGCUACCUCAUGAUCAUUAUCAAGGUGAAAGCCUCAGGGAUCCGCGUGGGAUCCUCCAAGCGCAAGAAAUCCGAGAAGAAAGUCACCCGCAUGGUCUCCAUCGUGGUAGCGGUCUUUGUGUUCUGCUGGCUGCCUUUCUACAUCUUCAACUUCCUGCCCCUGGCCGUGGACGUCAAGCCCACCCUGGCCAUGAAAGGCUUCUACGAGUUCGUGGUCAUUCUCUCCUACGCCAACAGCUGCGCCAACCCCAUCCUCUACGCCUUUCUGUCCGACAACUUCAAGAAGAGUUUUCAGAACGUGCUGUGCCUGAAGGCGGUGAGCGGCCUGGACGAGGCGGACCGCACCGACAGCCACCAGGACAAGUCCAGGCUGCACGAUGUCACCGAGACUCAGAGGACUUUACUCAAUGGCGAUGACCUCCAAACCAGUAUUUAA
Messenger RNA from Carcharodon carcharias (great white shark), 1134 nucleotides. Its product is annotated as somatostatin receptor type 2-like. Gene Ontology annotation, cellular component: membrane; neuron projection. The record is from RefSeq and is a predicted model, not a curated record. Gene Ontology annotation, molecular function: somatostatin receptor activity; neuropeptide binding. NCBI's taxonomy places the organism in Eukaryota, Metazoa, Chordata, Chondrichthyes, Lamniformes, Lamnidae. Gene Ontology annotation, biological process: cellular response to estradiol stimulus; cellular response to glucocorticoid stimulus; neuropeptide signaling pathway. The transcript has a single exon. Bases 1 to 1134 code for a protein of 377 amino acids.